Pecten maximus is the source of this 405-nucleotide messenger RNA. RefSeq lists its product as uncharacterized. NCBI's taxonomy places the organism in Eukaryota, Metazoa, Mollusca, Bivalvia, Pectinida, Pectinidae. The transcript has a single exon. Bases 1 to 405 code for a protein of 134 amino acids. The record is from RefSeq and is a predicted model, not a curated record.
AUGGAGGAGACACGUGACGAGGCUACCGUGGAGGAGACACGUGACGAGGCUACCGUGGAGAAGACAAGUAGCGAGGCUACCGUGGAGAAGGCACGUGACGAGGCUACCGUGGAGAAGACACAUGACGAGGCUACCGCGGAGGAGACACGUGAAGAGGCAACCGUGGAGAAGACAAGUAGCGAGGCUACCGUGGAGAAGGCACGUGACGAGGCUACCGUGGAGAAGACACGUGACGAGGCUACCGUGGAGGAGACACAUGCAUAUGACGAUACUACCGUGGAUGAGACACGUGACGAGGCUAUCGUGGAGGAGACACGUGACGAGGCUACCGUGGAGAAGACACGUGACGAGGCUACCGUGGAGAAGACACGUGACGAGGCUACCGUGGAGGAGACACAUGCAUAA